AUGUGGGAAGUGAUAUUCAUAGCUUUUUUUGUGGCGUUCUGGACAUAUCACUUGUGGUGGAAGCGAAGAAACCUUCCACCUGGACCGCCACCAUGGCCGUUUUUUGGUGAGUGACUGUAAUGUGGAGUAGUGGAAAGGCAGUUAAAGCGUGGAGUAAUAAACUUAAAAUUUGGCUGAAAGACAGGUAGUCGUGUCUAUAAGAUGAUUUAUUAAGAUCAUAGUUUGCCACAACUCUCCUAACAAUUAUUCAUUGGCCAUAUAGUUGCCAGAAAUACCCUUAAAAUCAACCAGCAAUUUCUGUUCUAAUUUACAUAACCUUCAAUUCUUCAGGCAACUACUUCCAAUUCAAGCGCUAUUCCGCCGCUGAAUACGCAUACCUGGACUGGCGAAAGAAGUACGGCGAUAUCUUCACUUUCUGGCAAGGAGAACGCCCUGUGGUUUGCGUCUGCAGCUAUGACCUCAUGGUCGAGCACUUCCAAAAACAGGGCGAGAAAUACGAAGACCGACCGCCAGAGGGCGUCUUCUGGCAAUACGUGAAGAGAUACCACUAUGGGAUCGUGAACAACGACGGUGAUUUAUGGCGAGUAACGCGGAGAUUUGCGCUGCAAACUCUGCGCGAUUUUGGAUUGGGAAAAGAUUUAAUGGAACAGAGAGUUCUGGCUGAGUGCGAGGAUAUCUUGAGGAAUUUGGAUGAAGAGGAACAAAAGGGAAUCAAGGAACAUCCGAUUACGGUCGAGAUCGACAGAGCGAUUGGAUCCGUUGUAAAUUCGCUGAUCUUUGGAUACAGAUACAGCAAGGAGAAUAUUCAUGAGUGGGAUGUGAGUGCCUCAGCUUGAGAUGAGAUGAUUUAUCUUUUUCAGGACUUGAAAGAACGUGCGAACAACUUCCUCCGUCUGGUUGUUCAUCCGGUCGUUUUGUUUGCCCGGCUUCAUCCUACUUUCUACGAGAAAGUCCCCAUUCUCGGGAAAUAUUUGAAAAGCGUGAAGCAAUCCGGCACACAUCUCAUGGACUUCUUCGUCAAUCGAGUUGACUACCAUAUGAAGGAUCUGGAGAACGAGGAUCUCGAAAGUUUAGAGCCCACCGAUCUUGUGGCCGCGUUUCUGAAAGAACGGGCGAGAUUGGACUCACUCAACGAACAGCAUCUGUUUAGUCGAGAACAGUUGAACGGAAUGUGUUUCGAUGUCUGGCUUGCUGGUCAAGAUACGACUAGCAAUACCAUUGGCUGGGCCAUAGCUUAUUUGAUCAAACAUCAAGAAAUCCAGCAGAAAAUCCAUGAAGAAUUGGAUCGGGAGAUUGGAAGCGAAAGGAUGGUCACCAUAUCUGAUAGGCCCAACUUGAACUAUCUUCAGGCGGUUUGUUUGGUAUGUUGCAGCAGAAAUUUUUAUUUCAUGGAUGUCUACGGACUCUCAGAGGUGUGGAAAUUUAAUUAUUGCUGUUUUAGGAAACCCAUCGGAUAGCCAAUUUAGUGCCGAGCAAUAUUUUCCACGCCACAGCCGAGGAUGUCAAUUUUGAAGGGUACUUCCUCAAAAAAGCGACGACAAUUAUUCCAUUGUGUUCCGUUGUGCUCUACGAUGAGAAGGUAAGUACAUGGAUCUGACCAUGUAGUUUUACUAACAAAAAAAAUCUUAUUUUUGCAAACCAUGUGAGAAAAAAAUGAACUUUUUCGUAGAGAAUUCCAAAUUUUUGCCUCCGCCAAACGAGAUUUUUUUUGACCCAUAGAAAGUGUCAACCUCAUCCUAAUUAUUUCAGAUUUUCCCGCAACCAGAGGAAUUCAUUCCCGAGCGUUUUAUCGACAAAAAUGGAAAUGUUCGAACGAAAAAAGAGCUGCUCGCAUUCUCAAUCGGAAAGCGACAAUGUUUGGGAGAGAACUUGGCCAGAAUGGAAGUCUUCUUGGUGUUGGCCAACAUUCUGAAUCAAUACAAAAUACUGCCAACGGAUGUUCCAUUAGACUUUACGAGAAGACACGCGCUGACUUCGUAUAUCACCGAUUACAAGUGCCGACUUGUGCCGCGAUACAAAUAG
Messenger RNA from Bursaphelenchus xylophilus (pine wood nematode), 2022 nucleotides. NCBI's taxonomy places the organism in Eukaryota, Metazoa, Nematoda, Chromadorea, Rhabditida, Aphelenchoididae. The record is from the annotation of a GenBank genome assembly.